Messenger RNA from Lactuca saligna, 342 nucleotides. Lineage: Eukaryota; Viridiplantae; Streptophyta; Magnoliopsida; Asterales; Asteraceae. The record is from the annotation of a GenBank genome assembly.
AUGGAGUUGAUUUCACAAAAGGAUAAUAGAAGUCCAGAUGCUGCUAAAGCAAGUUCAAGUGUUACCAAAGACUGUGAUUUCAUGUCUCCUAAGCUUAGUGAUUGGUCACGUAGAGGUUCAGAAGACAUGCUUGAUUGUUUUCUUGAUCAAGGCGAUAAUUCUGUAUCAAUGGAUGAUCUUAAAGCUCACCCCUCUAUGUCAUGUAGGACCCACUUUGGUCCUAAAUCUGACCAAGGAAUGACCACAUCAUCUGCUGGCAGCAUGACUCCUAGGUCGCCAUUGAUGACACCAAAAACCAGCCAGAUAGACUUGUUAUUGGCAGGGAAAGGGUGCCUAUUAUGA